Molecule: messenger RNA, 473 nt
Organism: Peromyscus eremicus (cactus mouse)
Lineage: Eukaryota; Metazoa; Chordata; Mammalia; Rodentia; Cricetidae
Product: transmembrane protein 216-like
Exons: 1
Coding region: 154-417 (87 amino acids)
Biological process (GO): non-motile cilium assembly
Cellular component (GO): ciliary transition zone
Source: RefSeq, a predicted model, not a curated record
AGAUAAAAGGUUGUCCUCAACACCUCUGGAAGUCCUGUUCUUUCUGAAUGGGUGGUACGAUGCAACCUAUUUCCUUCUGGAGCUCCUUAUUUUCCUGUAUAAAGCAGGUCUCUUGCUGCCAUACCAACAGCCAACCUAGUCCUGGAUGUGGUGAUGCUGUUCCUUUAUCUUGGCGUUGAAGUAAUAAGACUGUUUUUUGGUACAAAGGGAAACCCCUGCCAGCGAAAGAUGCCCCUUGGCAUUAGUGUGGCCUUGACCUUCCCGUCUGCCAUGAUGGCUUCCUAUUACCUGCUGCUGCAGACCUAUGUGCUUCGCCUGGAAGCUAUCAUGAACAGCAUCUUGCUCUUCUUUUGUGGCUCAGAACUGCUGCAUGAGAUGCUCACAUUGGCCACCUUCUCCAGUAUGGACAGGAUCUGAAGUACAAGAACUCCAACUGGUAGUCCAUCAGGGUGACAACACAUAUCCUUCUGGUA